AUGCCGGAGGUGGCAGCCAAGGGCACUAGCAUUUCCAAGAAAGGCUUUAAGAAAGCGGUCACGAAGACUCAGAAGAAGGAGGGCCGGAAGCGUAAGAAGUGCCGUAAAGAGAGCUACUCCAUCUACAUCUAUAAGGUGCUGAAGCAGGUCCACCCCGACACUGGCAUCUCUUCGAAGGCCAUGGGCAUCAUGAAUUCCUUUGUGACAGACAUCUUCGAGCGCAUCGCGGUCGAGGCGUUGCGCCUGGAGGAUUACAACAAGCGCUCGACCAUCACGUCCCGGGAGAUCCAGACGGCCGUGCGCCUGCUGCUGCCCGGGGAGCUGGCCAAGCACGCCGUGUCCGAGGGCACCAAGGCCGUCACCAAGUACACCAGCGCCAAGUAA
Messenger RNA from Microtus ochrogaster (prairie vole), 384 nucleotides. RefSeq names its product histone H2B type 1-A. The record is from RefSeq and is a predicted model, not a curated record. NCBI's taxonomy places the organism in Eukaryota, Metazoa, Chordata, Mammalia, Rodentia, Cricetidae. Gene Ontology annotation, cellular component: nucleosome. Gene Ontology annotation, molecular function: protein heterodimerization activity; DNA binding; structural constituent of chromatin.